AUGGAUGAGCGUAAGGAAUUGUGGAGUGACAUUCAGGAUCACUACGACUCACCUCUGUUCCGGAAUAAGCCGUGGCUAAUAUUUGGAGUUUUUAAUGAGAUUCUCGAUGUAGAGGAGCAUUCGAGUUUUGAAAACUAUCCAAACAUAACUACGGGAAUGAGGGAUUUUCAAGACUUGGUGCAAUAUUGUUCUUUAUCUGAUUUGGUUUCUCAGGGACCUCUGUUCACAUGGAGUAAUAAACGAGAACAAGGAAUCAUUUCAAAAAAACUGGAUAGAGUGCUCAUGAAUGAGCAUUGCCACCAAGUUUUUCAUGAAUCUUAUAGUGUUUUUGAAGCUGGAGGUACCUUAGAUGCAGAUUUCAUCUAA
Microthlaspi erraticum is the source of this 366-nucleotide messenger RNA. The record is from the annotation of a GenBank genome assembly. Lineage: Eukaryota; Viridiplantae; Streptophyta; Magnoliopsida; Brassicales; Brassicaceae.